Molecule: messenger RNA, 456 nt
Organism: Prunus armeniaca (apricot)
Lineage: Eukaryota; Viridiplantae; Streptophyta; Magnoliopsida; Rosales; Rosaceae
Source: the annotation of a GenBank genome assembly
AUGGCAUCUUCAUUCCCAUUUUCUCUCGAUCUAAACCUAGCUCCGCCAACACAGACAUGGGGGCAAGGGGUUGCACCAGUGUGGAUGCCCUACUUUGCUUCCUCUCGAGGACUAGUGAACGUAAAUGACUCAUUACUCCUUAACCACGAUGUUGUCAUUGGAGUUGUAAAAAGUUUGGUGACUCCCAGGGAUGUGCGCAUGCUGGGAACAAGGGAUGAUAACCAUAUGGUGAUUGAUGCCAUGGCACUGAGCAUGCAAAGUGCGGUGUCAGUCACAAGUUUGGGUCACCGUCACAUUAUGAAAUCCCAUGAGGUGCAAGUGUUAAGAAGUCAGUUGGUGGCAGAAUGGAAUUUGGUUGCAGAUUGUUUGAGUAUUAUAAGGAUAUUGAAAAGGGAGAGGGCAAAGACUUUGGAAGAGACGCGACAUCAGCUUGAAAUAUUGCAGGUUGAGAAUUAA